Messenger RNA from Arachis duranensis, 714 nucleotides. RefSeq lists its product as uncharacterized. The transcript is spliced from 2 exons. The record is from RefSeq and is a predicted model, not a curated record. Lineage: Eukaryota; Viridiplantae; Streptophyta; Magnoliopsida; Fabales; Fabaceae. The coding region runs from base 1 to 714 and encodes 237 amino acids.
AUGGCACUCACUGAUGACUAUGAGCCGGUCAGGGCUUCUCUUCUUCAUCAGAAUCCCUUGCCUAGUCUUGAAGAUGCUCUUCCUCGUCUAAAGUUUGAAGAAACGCGCUUGGGAUUGCUUCAUUCUAAAAGUGAAACUGUCUUUGCUGCUACCGAUAGAAAGGAAAAAAUCUAUCGAAACUGUAACCGGCCUGGGCAUUCCUUCUCCGACUGUCCUUCUAUUGAAUGUCGUAAUUCUAAAUGGUAUUUUGAUUCUGGUUGUUUCAAUCACAUGUCUCCUUUGCAUCAUCUUUUUCCGUCAUUGUCUCCCAUUCCAAAUGCACCUUAUGUCAACACUGCUAAUGGUUCCCUCUUGCAUGCAACACAUCACGGGAUUAUUUCACAGUCCAAUAUUCAUCUUUCUGAUGCUUAUUUUAUUCCAAAAUUGAAUUUUAAUCUUAUCUCUGUCGGUCAACUUGUUGAACUCAGUUUUGAUGUCACUUUUUCUAUAUCUGGUUGUCGUGUGCAGGAUCGUCAGAUGGGAAAGAUCAUCGGGACUGGCUGUAAGGUCAGACGCUUAUUUGAGCUCGAGAACCUUCAUGUUCCCUCUACAAAUCUCUGUGCUGCUUCCUCUCCAUCUACUCUUCACUUGUGGCACCGUCGUCUUGCCCAUAACUCCUUAGGAAAAUUACGUCCUCUUAUAUCUACGGGUGUUUCUUGUCGCACUGCAAAAUAA